Molecule: messenger RNA, 767 nt
Organism: Capsella rubella
Lineage: Eukaryota; Viridiplantae; Streptophyta; Magnoliopsida; Brassicales; Brassicaceae
Product: MD-2-related lipid-recognition protein 3
Exons: 4
Coding region: 57-554 (165 amino acids)
Source: RefSeq, a predicted model, not a curated record
UUGUCUCUCUAACCAAAACCACAAAUAACAUUUAUCAAGAAGCUUUUGAAAGAUUCAUGGCGAUGUCUCAUCUUCAACCUUUCCUUCUCCUCCUCCUCACGUCGCUCUUCGCCUUACCGGCUUUGCACGGCGCUAUCGAUUUCGAAUACUGCAGCAAAAAUGGAAACGAUUACGGUAACGUUAAUCGCGUCGAGAUCUCUAAGAACCCAUCGGUUGGUCCUGACGAAAGCUCAAGCAUGACUAUCUUUGUAUACGCUUCUGCAAGCAAAAACAUCAACGUGGAAACUCUUGUAUACGUAACCAUUAAGACUGGGGAGUUUACUGGACUUUUAAAAACUUACAACAUUUGUGAUGUGAGUGAAUGUAACAAUGAAGCUGGGAUCGAAGCUGGUGCUAACUUUGAGUUGACUCUUCCUGAUGUUCUCUUUGUUGGUUUUGAUGAGGAACUCAAGUACUCGGUAUCAUUGCGCCAAAAAUACGUGGAAGAGCCAAUAAUAAACAUGUGCGUCGACUUCAAAGUACCUACUUCAACUGCCACAUUGGUCUCUGCCUAGUCAUGUUGGCCGAUGUUCCCAAGUCUUUUCAUUAUAACCACAGUCUCUAGCUCUCUCUACUUGAUGCAUCUCGUAUGUGUUGUUGUCCAACAAAUAAAAUAGAUAAUUCUCUAAUGUAAUAUUGGCUUGGUUUACUAUGAACCAACAACAAGUCUUUGGUUUUUUUUUCCAAGCUGAUACAAUAAUUAUGAGAAACAAGAGUGUUUUAAACCA